AUGAGCACGAGCUCCCAGGACAGCGGAAACAAGGGCUCGAGCGCUCCGGUCUCCAGCUUCACCAUCCGCUCCAUCCUGGGCACCGUGACCGAGCCGGUCCUUCACCCAGCGGACCCGGAGCCGGAGCGGAAGCGCGCUCUCUCGGUGUCCUGUUCUGAGGAUGAGGGGAGCGGGGGAGAGGAUUCCUGCUGCUGCUGCACAGAACCGGGAUUACCGGAACCGUGUGACCGGCACCGCGGGCUGAUUUACCCCUGCACCGGUACUAGUAAGGCGCGUCCUCCUGAGAGACCGGAAGUACCUGAUCGCCGGUCCCAUCAGAUCACUCAGUCCCUGUUAGCGGAUUACCGGCAGGACCACCCGCGGGAUCCGGAGCGCGCCUGCGGGGGCCUCGUGUCCCCGGUUUCGGCGGAGUCGCAGCGGGAGGUCGGAGGGCUGAAACACACCGGUGGAGGUGACCAGGGCGGCGGCGGCGGCGGAGCGAGCAGUAAGAAGAAGACGCGCACGGUGUUCUCGCGCAGCCAGGUGUACCAGCUCGAGUCCACGUUCGACGUGAAGCGCUACCUGAGCAGCUCGGAGCGCGCGUGCCUGGCCUCGAGCCUGCAGCUGACCGAGACCCAGGUGAAGACCUGGUUCCAGAACCGGAGGAACAAGUGGAAGCGCCAGCUCUCCGCCGAGCUCGAGGCCGCCAACGCCGCGCACGCGCACGCCCUGGUCGGUGUGCCGCUCGUGCUGCGGGAGAACUCGCUGCUGCGCGUGCCCGUGCCCCGGUCCAGCAUCGCGUUCCCGAUGCCGCUGUAUUACCCGGGCAGUAAUUUACCCUCUCAUUUACCCCCCCUGCCCCUGUACAGCCUGUAUAAUAAAGCCGAGUACUGACCGGGACCUGCACUGGGACUGAGACUGGAACUGGGACUGCAGUAUUCACCCUCAUUCACAUGAUUAACAUUAUUAUUACUAUAGUAAAUAAACCAGAAUCAUGUAUUUAUAUCCACACACACAAAACCCCAAAAUCACCUCUGAUUCUGCACUGAUAAACAAACCUGAGUGUAAAUCAGCAGAACUAUAAACACACCGUG
Messenger RNA from Trichomycterus rosablanca, 1073 nucleotides. Its product is annotated as homeobox protein HMX2-like. Gene Ontology annotation, molecular function: RNA polymerase II transcription regulatory region sequence-specific DNA binding; DNA-binding transcription factor activity, RNA polymerase II-specific. Gene Ontology annotation, biological process: regulation of transcription by RNA polymerase II. Lineage: Eukaryota; Metazoa; Chordata; Actinopteri; Siluriformes; Trichomycteridae. The coding region runs from base 1 to 873 and encodes 290 amino acids. The transcript has 2 exons. Gene Ontology annotation, cellular component: nucleus. The record is from RefSeq and is a predicted model, not a curated record.